AUGUUCUUGAAGCAGAUCUCUAUGGCAUGCUUGCUCACUCUGGCAUUGACUGCCCAAGUGCAAGCCGCCCCUGUGUGGGAAGGAAACACGACAUUGGCCAACUUACUCGACGCACGUGGUAGUAGCUGCGGAUCCGUGCGGGGCUGCUCGCAAUGUGUGGCGAUAUCCGAUUGCGCAUUCAGCAAGGUCACGUUUGAAUGCCAGAACAAGAAGGAAGGAAGCAAGGAACAAGUACAGAGCAAUGUUGGAUGUCCUCAGAUGAACCAAAUGCAGAGCGUGUUUCCCGCAGCAAAGGGAAAGAAGGCAGGGUUGAUCCCGGACAAUGUCAGCAAGGAGUUCACGAGAAUCAGCCAUCACAUCUUCGACGGAGAAUCGAGUAACAAGAACUCGGGUCGACACACCACUAGUGCUUGGCUUAAAGCUCACCCAGGAGAUAAGCCAAUCGCCCAGAAUGCUGCGACGCACAUCUUGGAGUUCAAGCCGCAGAAGACUGUCUGGGAUUCCGACUUCUACAGCGACCUAGACAUCAUGAAUAUGUGCGCUGUCAGCAUCCAGCUCGGUGGAAUCAAUGCCCCUGUUCCCGGCAAGGCAUUCGUGGUGCAAAGUCCAUUCGGCCAAACGCUGACCCAAGGAAAGCGCUAG
Molecule: messenger RNA, 642 nt
Organism: Heterobasidion irregulare TC 32-1
Lineage: Eukaryota; Fungi; Basidiomycota; Agaricomycetes; Russulales; Bondarzewiaceae
Exons: 5
Coding region: 1-642 (213 amino acids)
Source: RefSeq, a predicted model, not a curated record